Cadophora gregata is the source of this 1467-nucleotide messenger RNA. RefSeq lists its product as uncharacterized. Gene Ontology annotation, cellular component: membrane. The coding region runs from base 1 to 1467 and encodes 488 amino acids. Gene Ontology annotation, biological process: carbohydrate transport; transmembrane transport. The transcript is spliced from 3 exons. The record is from RefSeq and is a predicted model, not a curated record. Lineage: Eukaryota; Fungi; Ascomycota; Leotiomycetes; Helotiales; Ploettnerulaceae. Gene Ontology annotation, molecular function: carbohydrate:proton symporter activity.
AUGGGUAAAGCUGCCACUGUCGGUUCCGCUGUCUUCUUGGCUAUCGGAGGUUUCCUCUUUGGCUACGAUUCUGGUAUUAUCACAUCAACCCUCGCACAACCUCGCUUCGUCGACUAUUUCAACAAACCAAGCGACGAUGUCCAAGGAGGGGUCGUAUCCUCCUUUCAAGGAGGUGCAAUUCUCGGCACCAUGAUCAACUUUUUCGUCGCGGAUAAACUGGGGAGAAAGAAAUCCAUCGCACUGGGUGCUUUGAUUGCUGCUUUUGGAUGUGCUCUACAAGCCGGUGCUGUCAAUAUGGUUAUGCUUAUAAUUGGUCGAUUCAUCGCUGGUGUUGCAGUGGGAAUCCUCUCGUCAACUGUUCCGAUGUAUGCGGGAGAAAUUGCAGAGGCACAACAUCGCGGUGUAUUAUCCGGUCUGCUGCAGUGGAUGCUGAGUUGGGGAUUCUUUGUUGCACAAUGGCUUGGAUAUGGUUGCUCUUUCUCGAAUACCGAUCUUCAGUGGAGAUUCCCACUUGCUUUCCAAUGCGUCCCAGCACUGAUCCUCCUUGGCGGAAUCUGGUUCCUUCAUGAGUCUCCCAGAUGGUUGAUGGAGCAAGACCGUCACGAAGAAGCUCUGGCUACUCUUCAUGCUCUCCAUGACGAUGCGACGGGAAGCAACAGCGAAUUCGUUGAGCUCGAGUUCCGAGAAAUCCGCGAUGUCAUCCAGGCGGAUCGAAGUGCCAACAAAAUCACCUGGUCAUCGAUCUUCAAGAAAGCAUCUUGGCGCCGUCGUCUGUUUCUCGGAUGUGGAGUUCAGGCGUUUGGCCCUCUCUCUGGUAUCAAUGUGAUCAACUACUACGGACCUCGCAUCUACGAGACUCUCGGAAUUGACACCCAGGAAUCAUUAAUGAUUAUUGGAAUCAGUGGAGCCUUGUCAAUUGUUUAUUGCACCAUCGGCCUUUGGCUCCUGGAUCGUGUAGGUCGUGUGAAGCCUCUCAUUAUCAGCGCUGCUGGCUGUGCUUUAGCUCUCGUCGUCAACGCCGCCCUAUCUCAACACUUGGAGAGUGCAUCUAAGAAUCAACUUCGCGCAAUGGUCGCCAUGAACUUUGUCUUCAGUUUCUUUUACACCCCAACGGGAAUCAUAUCCUGGGUUUAUCCAGCUGAGAUUUUCCCUGUCGAUAUUCGGGCAAAGGGCAACUCGCUGUCGACUUUCACGAAUUGGACCCUCAACUUGGUGUUUGCUCAGAUCUCUCCAACUGCGCUCACGAAUAUUGGAUUCAAGUACUUCUACGUUUUCUUCAUCUUUGGCGUCAUUGCGACGCUUUGUUAUAUAUUGUUUUAUCCAGAGACAAAGGGCAAGACGCUUGAGCAGAUGGAUGAGUUGUUUGGCGAUCAGCUCGUGCCUCAUGCUCUAUCGGAUCCACUAGCAGCUGAAGCUGCUACUGGGAAAGGUGCAAUUGAGCAUGUUGAGGUUGAGAGGAAGGAUUGA